This is a messenger RNA of Humulus lupulus (European hop), 1565 nucleotides long. RefSeq lists its product as uncharacterized. Bases 312 to 1565 code for a protein of 417 amino acids. Lineage: Eukaryota; Viridiplantae; Streptophyta; Magnoliopsida; Rosales; Cannabaceae. Gene Ontology annotation, molecular function: nucleic acid binding; zinc ion binding. The record is from RefSeq and is a predicted model, not a curated record. The transcript has 5 exons.
UUCAUCAAACCUUAUCACUUUGCACGACCAUUAUUCUGAAAAACAGAGAGAAAAGAAAACCAAAAACCAUUUCUUGGCUGGUUUGAAGAAAUUAUAAGGAGAUCCAAGUGAAAGCAAAGCCAAAGAAGUAGAUUAAGCUUAGUUCUAGCCUUUUUAUGAUAUUUCUUGGGGUUUCCAAGUGGUUUGAGGUUUAGAAAAGCUUGAAGAGAUUGUCUUCGCCGAAAAGUUGCUCGGAUAAGCACAUCAAUACCUAAGACACCACUUGUUACACGGUGAACUAUAUUUUGGACAAAAGAUAUAUAAUAACACAGAUGGAUCAUGAACAUGGAAUGGGGGCUACUGAAGGCUCUUGCAACAAUAAAUAUGAACAAGAAAUGGCUCAACUUCGAGCGGUAGUGAAUAGACAGGCUGAACAAAUUGAGAAGUUGUUAGCAGAACAACGACAAAGGCAAGCACCAACACCACCUAUUGAAACUCCAACACCUCCACAAGCUCCACCUGUAGUGCACCCCAUGGAACCAUUAUAUGAACGGUUCCGAAAACAACGCCCACCAGUAUUUGAAGGUAGCACUGACCCACUUGACGCACAAGACUGGAAGAGUUCUUUAGAAGACAUCUUUGAGUUCAUGCAACUAAGUGACAGGGAAAAAGUUUCUUGUGCUGCACAUACACUUAAAAAGGAUGCUAAGAUCUGGUGGGAAGUGGUUAAGCAGACUAGAGAAGUGAAUCAGAUGACUUGGGCAGAAUUUGAACUGGUCUUCAACGAAAAGUUUUAUAAUGAAGCUAUGUUGACUGCUAAAGUAAGUGAGUUCACUAGAUUGCAACAGGGGAAUCUUUCAGUGGCUGAGUACGCCAGGACAUUUGACCGGUUAGCCAAGUUUGCACCAGACUUGGUUAACACUGAAACUAGUAGAGUGAAUCGCUUCCUGGAGGGUCUACAACCAGAAUUGGCUAGAGAUGUAGAUAUGGGACGUACAGGGCCUCUUUCUUAUGCUCAGGCUGUGGAGAAAGCUUUGAGAGCUGAACACAGAGAAGAAAAGAUAACAAAAGCUAAAGCUGCUACUAGCAUGCCUCGUAGAGACACUCCAUUCAACAAAGAACAAAGCCGCUUUCACAAUGACAACAAAAGAGGGGCCCAGAAUUUCCAAUUUAGACAAGGACAGAAUAAGAAAUUUAAAGGAGGUCAGCAAAACAGGCAAUCUGGAUUCCAACAAAUGCCACGAUGUCAAACUUGUGGAAAGAAUCAUUUCGGGGAGUGCAGGCUUUUAACUAAAAGCUGCUUCAAAUGUGGCAAGGGGGAUCAUUUUAUCAAAGAUUGUCCAUUGAUGAAGAACCAACAAAUGAAGGAUGAACCUCAAAGGACAAAUGCUAGGGUGUUCACGAUUACUCAGGCUGAUGCUGAUACCAACAACUCUGUUGUGUCAGGUGAUAUUUUUGCAUCUGGUAUUCUCACUCAUGCAUUAAUAGAUUCAGGUGCCACACAUUCAUUUGCAUCAUUGACAUAUGCAAAAAGCUUGCUGUUCCUGCUCGGCGAAUUGGGUGCCCAAGCCCAAAUGGUUCAUUAG